CAAAAAGCCAACCUCGCUCGCAUCCGAGACAACCAGAGAAGAUCUCGUGCUCGGAGGAGAGAGUACAUCGCGGAGCUCGAGCAGCGCCUAAGAGCGUAUGAACUGUCUGGUGUCGAAGCAAGCUCCGAGGUACAGCUCGCUGCCCGACGAGUGGCUGAAGAGAACAGACAGCUCCGGGAACUACUUCACAAGCACGGCUUUCAAGAUGAAUACGUCUCCUCCUUUCUCCUUCAGCAGGCGGGGACCUCUUCUUCAACAGAUCCAGUCCAGGCGCUGCAGCAGAUCAUCACUCCUCGAAGGCCCGUGGCGCUGGACUCGAGCGUGCCGUUUGCCAUGCCGAGCCAGGUGACGAGAGAGAUGGCAUCGGGAAGCUUAUCGGCGGCCAGCGCGGCCCCUUGGGAUCCUCAGCAGGUCGCAAUGUCGCCGUUUGGGCAUCCUCACGUUGCAGCUCAGCAGCCGGUAGUACCGCCAGCGCAGCAUCCUUAUACCUCGCCAGUAUUCACCGAGGGGCCAGCGCCCUCCCUGAGAUCGUCAUCCUAUCAGCAGAUGAAUCCUUCGACAUCGUUACUCGACGACGUCUCCCAGCACAGCGGAAAUACCCAGCCAGCCGUCGGAGAAAAUCCCGCACCGAUGAACUACAUCCACAUGAAUCCAUACCAGAACCCUUCAGCCCGUGACUUUCCCCCUGGCCCUCCCCCCCCGCCGCCUCCUCCUGGCGGUGGCUACUAUUGA
Molecule: messenger RNA, 732 nt
Organism: Trichoderma citrinoviride
Lineage: Eukaryota; Fungi; Ascomycota; Sordariomycetes; Hypocreales; Hypocreaceae
Exons: 1
Source: RefSeq, a predicted model, not a curated record